Molecule: messenger RNA, 1982 nt
Organism: Chara braunii
Lineage: Eukaryota; Viridiplantae; Streptophyta; Charophyceae; Charales; Characeae
Source: the annotation of a GenBank genome assembly
ACCAGACUAUGUGGCGGAAUCAGAUCUAUCUGAUCUUUUAUUUUUUUGUUUUGACUGCUCUCCGGUCCAAAUGAAUUGUCGCUCCAGCUAGGAGUUCUACCUUCUGUUCCAAUUGCUUUCAAGUUGUUUCUUUAAAUGUCUGCGUCUGCACGAUCGCAAACAAGAGAGAGAGAGAAAGGAGAGAAGCUUAUGAGUGUUGCUCUUGAGGGAGUGAGGAGAGGGAAGAGGAGUGUUCGUCCCAAAAGUAUGAGGAAGUACGGACCCCUCUUGAGAGACUUAUUAAUACCCUCAUCCUUCGUUAUGGCAUCUGCAGUAGAAUGGAAGCAACAAAUGGACGCUGCCCCUGAGGCAGAAAAAGCGCAGUACCUAUUCUUCUAUAAGAAAGCAUUGAAGAGGGAAGAGGAAGAGAAGGAGAAGGAGAUGGAAGACAAAGUAAAGGCUCAUGAAGCCGUCUUUAGUACCGUGUCCGCCUUAACUGAUGCUGAGGUAGAAGAGAAGACUGUCCCACUCCUCAGGGCCAUAGUAGAAGUCCGGGAUGUUGAAGACCAUACUGGCCAACUCGCAAAGGUGUUCGACGAACUCAAGAAGUUGCGCGAGGAUAUGGCCCGGAUGGCGCAGCAGCACCGUGACCAGCUGCAACACUUUGCUAACUUGCAGCCGGCCCAAAGUGUUCUUCCGCCUGCUUACCCUGCUUCUAGUGUUGCGAAGGCGGCACAUAUUUCGUCUAAGUAUGACGGAAAAGACGACAUCGAAUCUUGGAUCAGCUCCAUGCGAUCCUACUUUGAUGUGCUAGGGACACCCCCAAUAACUCAGUCGUCGGUCCUAGGGACCAAUGUGGAACCUGCCGUAAGGGGCUUCUUAGAAGUCCAAGCUGUACAGUCAAGCUAUAAAAGAAUAGACUUGAACAAAUGGCUGAAGGCUACGCCUAUAGCCGCAUUCAGGGAACUCUUGAUUAAGCAAUAUGCUGAUCCAUAUGCUGCAACCAAGGCUAGACUUAAGCUUGACAAGCUCAAGCACGGCAAGUGGACCGGCACCAUGCAUAGUCUGCAGCAGUACGUUAGUAAACUUUUUGCUACUCCUGAUUUGGAGAUGACUGCGCAGUCUUGCUUGGAUGUGAUUAAAGGUAAGAAAGUUCCCUACGCUUGGGACACCGCAUGCGAGAACGCCUUUCAAGAUUUGAAAGAAACUUUGGUAAGUUACCCUGUACUCCGCAUUGCAGAUUCCAAACUGACAUUCGUAGUUACUACGGAUGCAAGCCAGUAUGGAAUUGGCGCAGUGUUGCAGCAAGAUGACGGCGAUGGCUUGCGGCCGCUCGAAUACUACAGCAAACGCAUGCCCAGCGAAAAGGUAGCCAGUUCCACCUACAUGCUCGGGCUCUAUGCUUUGCGUAUGGCUUUGGACCAUUGGAAGCACUAUCUUUUGGGACGCCACUUCGAAGUGUUCUUAGAUCAUGAGAUUCUGAAGUGGAUCCAAGAGCAAACUACCCUGUCCCCUACCUUACUUCGCUGGUUCCAUGAAAUUGACAUUUUCGACUUUGAGUUAAGGCACAAAAAGGGUUGUUAUAACCGAGUUGCUGAUGCAUUGUCUCACCACCCUGAGUACAUGACUUGCCUUGUGAAUUCCUACGACCUCCAGAAGAAACUGAAGGAGGAGAUCGUAGAGCACACUGCCAAGGAUCCGGACCUUAGUCCCAUCCUUGAGCAGUUGCGGGCUGACCCCAGCAGUCAGCCUGAUUUUCACGAGUAUGGAGAACUGAUUUUUCGUUGCUACGGGAAUCACGACCGUUUGUGUGUGCCCAACCAUGAGCCUCUCCGCACGCAAUUUCUGGACUUGGUUCAUGGCGGGCCGGAGUGGACACUUCAGCAUGGCAAAGACAUACGGAAACCUAUUGAGAUAGUUUGAUUGGCCUGACAUGAAGGGAUCUGCCGAAAAGUUUGUGGUUGAAUGUCAAGUCUGUCAACGAAUCAAACCAUGUAGACAAA